CAGAUUGACUGUUUCCAAGGAGACCACCGAUACUAUCAAGUGCAGGGCUACUUGACAGUGCCGAGGGUUUCAGGCGAAGACCGUCAAGAUGUCAUUUUUAUUUGACUGGAUCUACAGGGGGUUUAGUAGUGUGCUGCAGUUCUUAGGUCUGUACAAAAAGUCGGGGAAGCUGGUUUUCCUGGGCCUGGACAACGCAGGUAAAACGACACUACUGCACAUGCUGAAAGAUGACCGACUUGGCCAACACGUACCUACACUGCAUCCAACUUCUGAGGAGCUUUCAAUUGGCGGCAUGACAUUUACUACAUUUGAUCUGGGAGGACACGUACAAGCUCGAAGAGUUUGGAAGAACUACCUGCCAGCUGUGAAUGGAGUCGUCUUUCUUGUAGACUGUGCAGAUCACGACAGGCUUAUAGAAUCCAAGACUGAGCUUGAUGCUCUCCUAGCAGAUGAAACAAUAGUUAAUGUACCGGUGUUGGUGUUGGGGAAUAAAAUUGACCGUCCUGAGGCCAUCAGUGAAGGUGGACUGAGAGGAGCUUUUGCUCUUGACGGACAACUUACUGGAAAGGGAAAUGUCUCUUUGAAAGAGCUGAAUGUCCGACCGCUGGAGAUUUUCAUGUGCAGCGUUUUGAAAAAACAAGGCUACGGGGAAGGUUUCAGGUGGUUAUCACAGUACAUCGACUGACAUGCAGGACUCAACCCUCACCAGAAGGGAUUUUCUCUACACGUUAUCGUCAAGCAUGACAAAGAAUUUGCCUCGUGUUGAUCAGCCCAAAUUUCCAAUCAUAUUAUUAAGAUCAUAUUCUUUUUAAUACUUAAAGCAUUUAGUGAGGGUUUCUAUGCAAACUUUUAAAAGUGGUUCAUGGUGAACUGUCCUACGUGUUUUAUUUAUGUGAGAGUUAACUAAGUUGUUUAAGCGCAUGGCAUGUUUAUAAGGUUACAUGCAUAAGUUACAAAAUGUCUGAUUACAAUACAUGAGCAGCCAUACAUUAUGCAAAAAUGUAGAUAUGUGCACAUUAGUGUUUAGUAUAAUGGAAUAGAUCAAAUGCUCAAGUUUGAAUUUAGUAAGUUUAUUAGUAAGUAAGUGAAGGAAAACUAAGGAUUUAUUGUGAGUGUGGUAGAAAGUUUAAUGCUUGUCUGACAUCGGGUUGAUUGAGUUUACAUUUAUAAAAGAUUAAUGAGACAAAUAACUGUUUACUAAAGACACAUACACACCAAAAAAACUCCAGAAGAUUCAUUUUAGUUAAUUUAAUCUGAUGAUAUGCAGUCUCUGCCUUCAAAGCAUUUAGCCAAAGAUGUACAUUAAUGAUUUUGGGAUUAGAAGGGAGAGAGAUUUGGACUUCAGCAAAAGAUAUUUACUCCAGAGCUAAAACAUCGUCAAAUCUCCUCGAGAAGCCAAAAAAGGGGGGAAAAACCAGCACAUCCCAUAAAUGAUGGUGGAACUGAGUCAAAUUGCACAGCUCACUGAUGAGUGUGCUGUGAAUUAUGUGCUGCUCACUUUCAGUGUCUUGGUGUAUUUGGUUGGUUUAUUGUUGUUAUAAAGACUUAAUCAUUUCCUGUAUGUGUUGACCUAAAGUGAUGUUGCACUGAUGGCAGCUAAUUUGAAGAUGUGUUUGUGUGGAUUGAAACAAGUUAAAGAUAUAUCUUCAUUAUCUUCAGCUCUGUGAUGUUCAGUACAGAACUGAAAGGUAAAAUGUUAAUAAGGAAGUUUAAUUACUUUAAAUGGCUGUCCAUGCUUUAGUACAUCAUGAAGGCAGCAAUAAUGCAUUGCCCUUAAAAUGUCAGGAAGCAAUAAAGUAGAAUAACCGACAAUGUAGCAGAGACAAUCUCACUCCACUGCAUUUCAGAGUAGGAAAGAAUAUACAUAGUUCUGAGCCUCUUUAUUGAAAUCAAAUCUGUUCACUUUAAAGCAGCAAUAUUUUAAGUAAGAGCAAAUAUAUACAUAUAUACAUAUGUAUAUAUGUGUGUGUGUAAUCAGCAUGUAACCUGUGCAGGUGCUGCAAGUAAUGUACUUUUUGACUGUCUUUAAAGAUAUGAGAGUACGCUUGCACCAAUUAAUACAUCAACCUACCAUUUAAUAUUCCACUCUUAUUCAGAUUACUUUUUUGAAUUUGUGCAUGUAUAUGUACAGUACAUCCUCAUUAUGAGAAACUGUUAAACAGAAAAAUGGGGAACAGAAACACGUGAUCAUUGUAUUCUGUUUAGUUUUUCCUGCAUCCCAUGUUUACAGGGUCAUAUUUUGAAUAUUCUAUUAUUUAAUAUAUGCAGGACUAUUUGUGACUGAGGUAUGAAGAUACAUAUGAAGCCGAUUUUGUACUGGGAGUCUUGAGUGUUUACUGAAAUAUAUUAUGCAUGUAAACAAACUGCUUUCCCUUUGAACAGUGUUCUGCACCGGUCGCUGAACUCCUGUAAAUUAUGUAUAAUACAGAUGUAAAUGUUUGUACAGUAACUGCCCUUUCACUGGCACCAUAAACCACUGGAGUUAUUUAUAAGUUAACAGACUGUAUUCAUGUGAGCAACUUGAAGGAGUAUUUACAGCAAAAUCAACUUGGAUGACGUCCACAAAGAAAUAUGAGGAGGGUUCUUGGUUCAAAUGCUGUAAUAAAACCAGCCUUUUUUAGACUCAACUGGGCAUGUGUUUUUGUUUUUUUACCUCAACAGCAAUCACAUGAUCAUAUCUCUCGUUCAAACAGGACUAGUGAAAUAUAUUAGUUUUAGGAAGCCAGCUUGUUCUUCCUAUGGCUUUACAGAAACAGUGCUACGGUAGCACUUGGAGCCUGUACAUUAUUCAAGGCUUGUCUCAUCAGAUCUUUUGCUCAACAUCUGUUACACGCUUUAGGCCUGACAGAAAAAACAUCAAGAAUGAAUGACAGAGAGAGGAAAAAGUUAUCUCAAGAUAAA
Molecule: messenger RNA, 2901 nt
Organism: Scomber japonicus (chub mackerel)
Lineage: Eukaryota; Metazoa; Chordata; Actinopteri; Scombriformes; Scombridae
Gene: sar1aa
Product: secretion associated, Ras related GTPase 1Aa
Exons: 7
Coding region: 89-685 (198 amino acids)
Biological process (GO): membrane organization; endoplasmic reticulum to Golgi vesicle-mediated transport; intracellular protein transport
Cellular component (GO): endoplasmic reticulum exit site; COPII vesicle coat
Molecular function (GO): GTPase activity; GTP binding
Source: RefSeq, a predicted model, not a curated record